AUGCCCGACCGCCGCCAACCGCCCCUCAGCCCUGAGCACCGCUCUGGACCGCCUUAUCUUCCGUCCGCUAGCGACGCAUCCUGGCCUGGCCCUCUCCCUCUCCCUCUCCUCUGUGGCGCCUACAUCCAUGCUCCGCGGCUAGCCGCUGUGGAAGAGCCGCUGUGGAAGAGCCAAAGCCCGGGGGCUGCCUCUGCAUCACGGAGCGGCCUGCGGAACACAAACAUGUCCACCAGAACGCCAUUACCCACGGUGAACGAGCGGGACACCGAGAAUCAUUCAUCGGUGGAUGGUUUUGCGGAGCCUCCGGUCCCGCCCACCAAGUCGGCGAGUCGCCACAGCCUGCCGCGAUGCCGCAACUCCUUCACCUCCACCGAGGAGCACCCUCACAUCGGCAACUACCGCCUGCUCAAGACCAUCGGCAAGGGCAACUUCGCCAAAGUCAAGCUGGCCAGGCACGUCCUGACCGGCCGAGAGGUGGCGGUGAAGAUCAUAGACAAAACUCAGCUAAACCCCACUAGUCUACAGAAGCUCUUCAGGGAAGUCAGAAUAAUGAAGAUAUUGAAUCAUCCAAAUAUAGUGAAAUUGUUUGAAGUGAUAGAGACGGAGAAGACGCUUUAUUUGGUGAUGGAGUACGCCAGCGGUGGGGAAGUAUUCGACUACUUGGUGGCUCACGGCAGAAUGAAGGAGAAAGAGGCCCGGGCCAAGUUCAGACAAAUCGUGUCCGCAGUGCAGUAUUGCCACCAGCGGAGGAUAGUGCAUCGCGACCUAAAGGCGGAGAAUCUACUCUUAGAUGCCGACAUGAACAUCAAGAUAGCAGAUUUUGGCUUCAGCAACGAGUUCACGGUGGGGAGUAAGCUGGACACGUUCUGUGGGUCCCCGCCCUACGCCGCGCCCGAGCUGUUCCAGGGGAAGAAGUACGACGGGCCUGAGGUGGACGUCUGGAGCCUGGGGGUCAUUCUCUACACACUGGUCAGCGGCUCGCUACCCUUCGACGGCCAGAAUCUUAAGGAGCUGAGGGAGAGGGUCCUGAGGGGUAAAUAUCGAAUCCCCUUCUACAUGUCCACAGACUGUGAAAACCUGCUCAAGAAGCUGCUCGUCCUCAACCCGGUCAAACGAGGGAGUCUAGAGCAAAUAAUGAAAGACCAUUGGAUGAAUGUGGGUCAUGAGGAGGAGGAGCUGAAGCCUUACAUCGAGCCGGAGGAAGACUUCGGCGAUACAUCCAGGAUAGAGCUGAUGGUGACGAUGGGUUUCCCUAAAGAUGAGAUCACGGACUCUCUGCAGAACCACAAGUAUGAUGAUGUCAUGGCCACCUACCUGCUGCUGGGCAGGAAAGCUCCAGAGUUCGAGGGCAGCGAGCCUCUCACCAACAGUGUCCUGGGCCAGAGACAGCGGCCCACCAGCGACAUCAACAACAGCUCCAGCAUCUCGCCCGCCCACCCCAAAGUCACGCGCAGCAUCUCGGCCAAUCAGAAGCAGCGCCGCUACAGUGAUCAUGUGGGUCCUUCAGUGCCUCCCGCCGUCUCGUACACCAAACGCGGCCAGGCUCUGAGCGUUGAGAGCGACCACCGGGAGGAGUGGGACGGGGCACGUAGACUGGAGCUCAGCACGUCCAAGGGGGAUGUGCCCGCCUCGCCUCUGGGGGUCCAGGAGAGGAAGAAGACCACCACCACUACCAAUGGAUCCAUGACUCGAAGGAAUACUUAUGUGUGUGAGCGCUCUACAGACCGAUAUUCAGCUAUCCCCAACGGCAAAGACAGCAGUUUGACCGAAGUCUCCGGCAGCACCUCCUCCACCGCCAUGAGUUCCACGCGGCCCCGACACACCAAGUCCAUGUCCUCCUCAGGCCACCCCUCCAAGAGCACACUGCCCCCUAUUGAUGACAACUCAGAGCUCAAGGCCAGCUCGUCCCCACGGGGCCCCUCCACGUCCCCCUCUGCCCACAGCAUCAGUACCCCAGAGAAGAACCGCUUCCCUCGGGGCACCACCAGCCGCAGCACUUUCCACGGCGCGCAGCUCCGUGACCGGCGCAGUGCCACCUACAACGGGCCGCCCGCCUCCCCCACUCUGUCCCAUGACACGGGGGCUCUGGCCCAGCAGCGCAGGGGCACCUCCACAGGCAUCAUCGGCAAGAUCACCUCCAAGUUUGUGCGCAGGGUGCCUAGUGAGGGAGAGGCCAGUGCCAGGACAGAAACCCCAAGGAGCGCAUCGGGCGACACCAAAGACGAGGCGGGCCGUGACUCCAAGCCGCGCUCGCUGCGCUUCACCUGGAGCAUGAAGACCACGUCCUCCAUGGAGCCCGCCGACAUGAUGAGGGAGAUCCGCAAGGUCCUGGACGCCAACAGCUGCGACUACGAGCAGCGCGAACGCUUCCUGCUGUUCUGCGUCCACGGCGACGCGCGCCAAGACAACCUGGUGCAGUGGGAGAUGGAGGUGUGCAAGCUGCCGCGCCUCUCACUCAACGGCGUGCGCUUCAAGAGGAUAUCGGGCACGUCCAUCGCCUUCAAGAACAUCGCCUGCAAGAUCGCCAACGAGCUCAAACUGUGA
This is a messenger RNA of Knipowitschia caucasica, 2544 nucleotides long. Lineage: Eukaryota; Metazoa; Chordata; Actinopteri; Gobiiformes; Gobiidae. The record is from the annotation of a GenBank genome assembly.